This is a messenger RNA of Cladophialophora immunda, 4125 nucleotides long. RefSeq lists its product as uncharacterized. The transcript has a single exon. The record is from RefSeq and is a predicted model, not a curated record. Bases 288 to 3557 code for a protein of 1089 amino acids. Gene Ontology annotation, molecular function: UDP-glycosyltransferase activity; hexosyltransferase activity. Gene Ontology annotation, biological process: carbohydrate metabolic process. NCBI's taxonomy places the organism in Eukaryota, Fungi, Ascomycota, Eurotiomycetes, Chaetothyriales, Herpotrichiellaceae.
CUCUGUUGCCCGAUUCAAUCUGCGUCAAGUACCCAAGCCCCCUCGUUCGUCUCCUUUUCCAUCUUGCCUCCCAAUUGCCGUGGUUAUGGCCUAAGCUAUGCCAAUCCCAUCGUUAUACCCUACUUGACGGAGGUUGGCCGCCAGGAUUUCUAGGUCAAGAAAGUUCAAUAUUGAUGGCUGCACCCAUUCGUUGCGUCCACUACAAAUUACACCCACGGCACCUCCCGACGGUCACUAUGCCUUGCAGGCCCGUUUGAGUCACUGUGAAGGCCGUCGCAACACCUCAGAUGGCCCAGAUGCUCGCGCCUUUGGCAUCCUCCGCUGUCGACCACGAGACCAGCCCUACUUUUGACCCUCCUCCCACUUCAUUUCCCUACCCCAAACGACCGAGAUCAGAGGACGAUUCUCGCGAAUGCUCAGACACUACACUCCACAGUGUAUUGCAUGCACAGGAUUCAGUGAAUGCCAAUGAGCCGGAACAAGACCAUGAACAGAACGGCAGCGUCGAAAGGCCACGCCUUGCUUCGCGUAAGUUCGAGACCGAAAUUGUUCGCCCUAUGUUCUCCAGGACACCGGCACCCGUCAGACGGCACCGGUCAACGGUGAACUACCCUAUUCUACAAAGCGCUGAAUCUCGAACUUCCUCGAGCGAUUCGGACACGUCGACCUUAUCGGAUGAAGACAACCUAGCUGGUUUGCAAAGAGCACAGACACAACCCGCUCACAAUGCGCUGUCCAAAUCCCAACUCAAUCGAGUGCGGAAACACCAGAGGCCAUCACAUCUCAAGGUGGGAAAUGAAUUCUUUCAGUCGGAAGGGAGAAUUGCCAGAGACGGAAGGUUGAACAUCUCAGUCAAUGAAACGACUCAGACAGGCUACCUUGCCAAAGCGCUGGGCGCAACCAUCCGACACCAGCUCGGUCCUGACUACCAAGAGGAGGCGAAACUGGCGGACCAAGCCAAGGCCGAUUUCCUCAGAGACAAACACAACCUUGUCAUUCCUUCAAUGAACAUAGUGAUCAUGGUUAUUGGGAGUCGUGGCGACAUCCAGCCUUUUCUGAAAAUCGGGAAGAUCUUGAGGGACAAGUAUAACCACAGAGUAAGGAUUGCCUCGCACCCAACUUUCAAGCAAUUCGUCGAGAAGGAGGUCGGUCUCGAAUUCUUUUCCGUGGGUGGGGAUCCUUCAGAAUUGAUGGCAUUCAUGGUGAAAAAUCCCGGGUUGAUUCCGUCCCUUGAGGCUGUCAAGUCUGGAGAGAUAGGAAAAAGGCGUGAGUCGAUGUAUCAAAUGUUCCAAGGAUUUUGGAGGGCAUGCAUCAAUGCCACCGACGACGAAACGGACAUCGCCAACCUGGAGAUGAUGCGCUCGAAACCGCCUUUUGUGGCGGAUGCUAUCAUUGCCAAUCCGCCCUCCUUUGCACACUAUCAUUGCGCGGAGAAGCUGAGUAUUCCUCUGCACUUGGUAUUCACCUUUCCUUAUUCCCCCACGCAAGCGUUUCCUCAUCCCUUGGCCAACAUCAAGGCAUCAAACGUUGAUCAGAGGUAUACAAACUUCAUGAGCUAUCCCUUGGUCGAUUUGAUGACCUGGCAGGGACUGGGCGACUUGAUCAACCGAUUCCGUGUCCAAACUCUAGGUUUGGAGCCUGUCUCGACUCUAUGGGCUCCUGGCCAGCUCUCUCGUCUCAAGGUUCCGAUAACAUAUCUUUGGUCACCAGGCCUGGUUCCGAAGCCUCGUGACUGGGGCCCAGAGAUUGACAUCGCAGGCUACGUCUUCCUGGAUCUGGCGACAUCUUAUAAUCCUCCAGAAGACCUAACUAAAUUCCUGGAGAGGUCAGACAAGCGCCCCAUUGUCUACAUAGGCUUCGGGUCGAUUUCGGGGAUUAGCGACCCGGUAGCAUUCACCAAGAUGGUGUUCGAAGCCGUCGAGAAGGUUGGCGUUCGUGCUGUGGUUAGUAGGGGAUGGGGAGGUAUGGGUGAUGGAAUGGAAAAGCCCGAUGGUAUCUUCCUGAUUGACAACGUGCCCCACGACUGGCUCUUCCCUCGCGUCGAUGCAGUGGUUCACCAUGGUGGUGCUGGAACCACAGCUGCAGGACUGAGAUUUGGCAAGCCAACAAUGAUUGUCCCCUUCUUUGGAGACCAGCCAUUCUGGAGCGCAAUGGUCGCAAGGGCAGGAGCUGGUGCCAAAGAUGCGCUUCCCCUCAAGAAACUCGACAGCGACAAGUUUGCCGAGGGCAUCCGCCAGUGCCUUGAACCCGAGGCCAAAGCCAAAGCGCAAGCCAUCGCGAAAAGUAUUGAGGAGGAAGGUGAUGGUGCAGAGAACGCUGUGGACUCUUUUCAUCGACACCUGGAUCUCGAUGGUCCACAUUCAUUGCGUUGCGGCAUCUUUCCAGACCAUGUCGCUGUUUGGGAGGCCAGGCAUACAAGCACGCGAUUGUCGGCACUAGCAGCAGACCUACUGGUGGAAAGUAAACAGAUCCACUGGUCGGACUUGGAGUUAGCCAAAAACCAUGAGUGGACCGACUUUCAAGGACCUGGGGAGCCGAUUACGGGCGCGGGCGGUGUGCUCGUUCAAGCCUUCCAAGAGGCAUGUCAUGGGCUUAUGACGAUGCAUGAGACGGCAAAACGAGACAUCAAGCAUUACGAGAAGCGCAGAAGGAGACAAAAUCAGAAGUCAGCGAUCGAGGGACUGAUCCUACCUGGACGGAUUGCAAUGGCCACACGCGGCACCUCUGUCGACGAGCAGAGGAAAGAACACGCGAAAAUCAUGCGCCAAGUCAAUUUCCACGGCGAGGCAGAGCCAGUGAAGUUGCCCUUUGGUCAAUCCAGUCUCAACAAUGACGCCGGUGGGUACGCCCCCAAGCUGUCUAGGACCACGACGAUGAGUUCAGAUCGGACUUCCCCAAUGGUGGUGAUCUUGAAAGACGUUGGGAGGGGGAUUGGUCACUCUAGCAAAGCCAUCGCGGCACUGCCCUUGCAAAUGUGGAAUGCCCUUGCUCUUGGAUUUCACAACGCACCCCGGUUGUAUGGUGACAAGACCGUCCGGCCUUCUCCCCAAGGUAUCAAUGGAUUUCGCACGGGACUGAGGGUCGCGGGCAAAGAGUUUUGGCUCGGGAUCUACGACGGGGUGACGGGCGUCGUGCGGAUUCCAUACCUCGAAGUGCAGGAGGAUGGCCUGUCUGCUUUGCCCAAAAGUGUUGCGCGAGGCAUCGGCGGGUUGGUGUUGAAACCCGUUUCCGGGGUGCUCGGACUAGGGGCGUAUACCGCGAAAGGAGUGCACAAUAGUGUUCGGCGACGAGUACGAGACACCCAAAAGACAGAACGAUGGAUCCGACAGGCGAGGGUCGCGCAAGGGCACAGAGAAGCUCAAAGGUUGCAGGAACGGCGAACAAACAGUGGCUCGGAGUCGCCUCAAGCACACUGUCCCAUGCUGCCCGACCUUGCAGAGGCUCGCAAGCACGCACUGCACCUGUGGACAACAUACGAGAAGGACAAGGUGGCAGAGGAACGAGAAAAAGAAAAGCGACUCCUUCUGCUAAACAAGACGCGUGGUGGAAAUACUUGAUGGGCACAUGCUCAAGGUGGACUUGCACCAUGCUUCCCACUGCCCAAGCGACACGCUCUUCCAGCCCCUCCUCGGUUCAAAGUCCCUGACGAUCCAAAACCUCAUUAUGUCAUUUACGUGAUUGUUCAAUUGCCGGUCAUUCACCAAUCAGGUGUCGGCGAUAAGCUGCGGAACAGGCGAUGCGGGGAGACGGAAAGAAGAGAAGAUGGAGGGGCUGCAUGCGGGCGUAACGCCACAAAUCAUGGCUUCGGAUAGUGGGAGUUGCGUUCUUUUUGUUGCUGGCUUGACGAUACCCCAUUCUGUUAGAUGGUUUUGUUUUGUUCAUGCCACGGCCAGGUCAUUAGAGGGACGGGGGACAGGACCUACACGUACACCUCGCUUAGAAGAACAAAAUGAGCAAAGAGACGUAGGCCCUGACUUGGAGAAGGUGUUGGCGGGAGGAAAAAUUUUUUUCCAGACAGGCGGUAGGAGCUGGAUUGGGUACCCGAAGUGCUUUGGUGUUGGCUGCUGCAAGGUACAGGGAGCCCAGAACCUAAGGCGCGAGAAAAGGAACCAAGUAAUACAUGGC